UUUCUCAAGAUGUUAUUCCUCACUGUAAGAGCAUGGGUUUCCACUCGAACUAAUGUACUUAUAUAACUCAGAGAAGAGUUAUUGUACACGGCCGGGGUAGGGUUGAAACUUGUGCCCCAUACGCAUUAAUUAUGCAUUACUUAUAGCUGAUCACCUUAACCGUUCGACCACUGACGCUCUAAUUCGAUUGUCCAGAUUUACAUUACAAUUUCGUGAGCCAAGUUAAUUAACUUGAUUGACUAUUAUAAUCAGCGCUUGUCUAACGGAUCGGCCACGGUUUGUAAUCAACCUUACGUUUAUAAGCCGAGAGACCGAGAACUCCUGUACUUGGCGACAUGUGGUCCAAAUUCUUGGUAGCGCUGGUCAUCGCCACACUAUGCGCCCGUACCAGCUCUCUACCUUCGGACCACAGGCGCUUUUACGAACUACGGCGUUCAGGAGACCAUUCUCCCCUGCGUUCAGGCCUCCAAACAGAGGCCCAACUCGCCGCGGACUACCCCAAACUUGCUGAGCAACUCUCUCAAAUCCUCCGGCCAUAUUUCACUUCAGAUGAGAAUUCUGAAGAAACUCCAAAUGAUCUCAAAAAAAUAUCUGGUAAAAACAGCGUAGAAAUACUUCCUCUACAUCCUAGCUCAAUCGAAAAGCAUAAAGCACCACUAGCACUUAUUCUCACAUCACCUAAACGACGUGGGAAAUAUUUCUACAAUAAGAAAAAUAAACAUGGAUACGUGGUAGCCAAUGUGGAAAUAUCAAGCAAUAACAGCGAUGAAGAUGAUAAUGAUAAAGAUCAAAGCAAAGAAGAGUUGAUCAGACCAGAUUCAUUAGAAGUAAGUAAUAAUUUUCCAGAUAUUUUUUUAGAGACAAAUCCUCUAAUUGGAACUACCAGCGAAAUUGAUAGUGAUUCAACAGAUGCCGAUGUCAUCACGUACGAGCAAACUACAGGUGAUCAAGGGGAUGAAGACGAAUCAAAUAUGAGUGAUGAUGGUGACAAUAGUCAGGAAGAUUAUUCAUCAGAUCAAGAUUAUUUGUCAUCUAACGAGACACUUGUCGAGUAUAAACCAGAAGAAGUAUUUGAAGACAUUAACAGUAAUUAUGGAGACGAUGCGGUUGAAUCAAAUGUCGGAAAUGAAGGUUAUAUGAAUGAUUUGGAUGAAAGUAGCAGUGAUAAUUUCGCAAGUAGCGAGAAAGCUAAAGUAUCACAUAAUCAUUAUAUAUCAUUAUUUGGAGGUAACGCAGAUUUAGUAAACAGUAAGUCGAAAUACCACAUGUUACAUGACCAUAGCUUGGAUGAUGAGUUGAAAGUAUUAUUUGAUGACAGUGAUCGGGAUAAGAGUGAGGUAGAGGGGUCAGACAGUACAGAAAUGUUUGAAGACAAAGAUGUUAAUGAUACAGGUGACGUAGAAGACAAUAAUGAAAAUUUUGUACAAAGUAAAAAUGAAACAAAAGCUUCAAAAAUAACUAACGAUAAAGCCAUUCUUGCUGACGAAAAAAUGACAGAAAGUGAAGAUAAUGGAACAGAUAAAUAUUUUGUUCUGAAUUUGGGAGAAGAUACUCAAACAAAGGGAGUUGAAAAGCAAGGCUUGAAUUGUCCGAUCGCGCUCAAAAAGCUUUUAAGCGAAUAUCGGAAGACUCGCAAAUAUUACAAUUUGUCGUUCUUGUUUGAAAGAUAAGACUAACCAGCUAGCCAGUGAUAAGAUUCCGACAUAAAGUAAAUACCUAAU
Amyelois transitella is the source of this 1721-nucleotide messenger RNA. RefSeq lists its product as uncharacterized. NCBI's taxonomy places the organism in Eukaryota, Metazoa, Arthropoda, Insecta, Lepidoptera, Pyralidae. The transcript is spliced from 2 exons. The record is from RefSeq and is a predicted model, not a curated record. Bases 336 to 1670 code for a protein of 444 amino acids.